AAAAGGCCAAAAGGAGAAUUGUUCUAAGUAGUGGUAGCAACACGUUUGCAGAGCUGGGGAGAUUCUGUAGGAACCAAUAAUCGGAGUCCCAUCCAACGCAGUGAUGAGGGCGUUGCAAUUGCAGCUUAGAGUUGACGCCAAUUUUCUAAGGCCUUACAGUCAUUUCUGUCCUACUUCAUCACUAAACCCUUCGUCAUUGCUUGUUUGUCAACCUAUAAAAUUCUCCCAUCUCCGAAACUUUAAGCCUUCUCGAAGUUCCCGUGGAACCCAUUUCUCUACACCAUCGACUUCUUUCAUUGUAGCUUCCAUGGCCGAUAACGCCAUUCCCACAAUCCCAGAGACAGCGACAAAACCUUUCUCUGUGCUCUUUGUGUGCUUGGGAAACAUCUGCAGAAGCCCAGCUGCUGAAGGAGUAUUCAGAGACCUGGUGAAGAAGAGGGGUCUCGAUUCCAAGUUCAUAAUAGAUUCUGCUGGCACCAUUGGUUACCAUGAGGGUAAUGAGGCCGACCCAAGAAUGAGAGCAGCCUCUAAACGGCGCGGGAUAGCGAUAACAUCCAUAUCGAGGCCAAUCCAGCCAUCUGAUUUUGUAAAUUUUGAUCUUAUUCUUGCCAUGGACAAGCAAAACAGAGAGGAUAUUUUAGGGGCUUUUGAACGGUGGAGAACUAAGAAUACCCUCCCUCCUGAUUCGCAUAAGAAGGUCAAAUUAAUGUGCUCAUACUGUAAAAGGCAUAAUGAAACAGAGGUACCGGAUCCUUAUUAUGGUGGGCAACAAGGUUUUGAGAAGGUUCUGGACUUGCUUGAAGAUGCGUGUGAAUCACUGUUGGAAAGCAUCUUAGCAGAGAACAAACACUUUUCAGGUUAAUGAUCUCUGGAUAGGUACUUCAUUCAUGCAAAAUAAUGCAAAUUAUUCAAGUAACGCAAUGGUUAAUCCCUUUGUGGAAUGGAUAUAUUUCAAGUCAUAUGGUAUGUGUAUCCGCUGAACAAAUAUUGUUUUCAUUUGAAUAAAUUCAAAGUCUUUUCAGACUUUGGUUUUAGAAUCUA
Cucurbita moschata (crookneck pumpkin) is the source of this 1041-nucleotide messenger RNA. RefSeq names its product putative low molecular weight protein-tyrosine-phosphatase slr0328. Gene Ontology annotation, molecular function: protein tyrosine phosphatase activity. The transcript is spliced from 5 exons. Lineage: Eukaryota; Viridiplantae; Streptophyta; Magnoliopsida; Cucurbitales; Cucurbitaceae. The record is from RefSeq and is a predicted model, not a curated record. Gene Ontology annotation, biological process: protein dephosphorylation. The coding region runs from base 104 to 862 and encodes 252 amino acids.